UGUUGUACAUAUCACCAUGACAGACCAGACGAAGCAGCCGGAUGUCUUAGAAAGUUUAAUGUUUAGAUUAGGGGAUUUUGGACCAUACCAAAAAUGGCAAUACCUUCUUCAGGUUUCAUCAGCAUUAUUAUCUGGGAUCCAGAUGUAUUCAUUGCUCACUGUAGCUGCAGUACCAGAACACAGAUGUGAGAUCCCAAACUUGGACGUGAACAAAACGAUGGCUUUCCUAAACUAUACUCACUUGGCCAAAUAUAUACCACUGAAAACUGACGGUGCAUUUGAGUCAUGUUAUAUGAUAGAUCCAACAACAAGUCUAACCAUUAAAUGCCACUCUUGGGUGUAUAAUACCACAUAUCACCCUUCUUCGAGAGCAAUAGAAUGGAAUUUCGUCUGUGAUAGAAGAUGGAUGGGAUCUGUUUCCCAGUCAAUAUUCAUGUUUGGAAUAUUAAUUGGCUGCAUAAUUCUCAAUAAUCUGGCAGAUAGAAUUGGAAGAAAACCCGUCUUCUGCUGGGCAGCGUCAAUUUGCUUUGUAUCAGGUGUUUGUGUAGCAUUCACCACGCAAUAUUAUCUGUUUUUAUUCCUGAGAUUUAUUUUGGGCAUGACAUCUGUACCUGGAACCACGACAGGUUUCGUAUUGACAAUGGAAUUAGUUGGUCCGAACAAACGCGCUGCAGUUGGUGUGGGAUAUCAAGCAGUUUUUGCUUGUGGGAUAAUAUUGGUUGCAUUCUGGGGAUAUAUAAUAAAAGACAGGCAAUUUCUGCAGAUUAGCUACGGCAUGCACGCAUUACCUUUGAUUUUACAUUGGUGGCUCUUGGACGAAUCACCAAGAUGGCUCUGGGUUAAAGGACGCUAUCAGGAAAGCCUAGAAAUCAUAGAAAAAGCAUUGAAGUUCAAUGGAAGUACAAAAAAAUUGAAAAUAGACAAAAUAAUUCCUAGGAGUGAAUCGGAAACUAAAAGAAAAGAUGCCAGUUUGUUGGAUUUAUUCAAAAUGCCGAUAAUGAGGAAAAGGAUACUCAUUGUUGGUUUUUGUUGGUUCAGUAAUUCUUUAGUGUAUUAUGGUUUAUCUCUUGGUAACGAGAGCAUGAAAGGAAAUCCAUUCAUGGUUAUCUUCCUGAUGGGAGCUUUAGAACUUCCAGGAUAUGUCGUAGUUAUAUUCUUCCUGAGUAAACUGGGAAGAAGAUUUUUGAUUGCUUUCAAUAUGAUCAUAAGUGGAUUUUGUUGUGUAUUAUCGGUCAGUUUGACAAUGGGUAGUAUUGCUUCGAAUGUCUUCGUAUAUUCGGGAAAAUGUCUCAUAGCUUGUUCCUAUUCCGUGAUAUACAUUCACUCGGCUGAACUAUUUCCUACCAUGACAAGAAACUCCGCUGUUGGUUUCGCAAGUAUGUGUGCCAGAAUUUCAGGAACCAUAACCCCUAUCAUCCUCCUACUAGAUUCUUUUGAUCCUAAAGUACCAUGCAUGAUUUUCGGGGUGAUAACGAUUUUUUCCGGUUACUUGACUUUAUACCUACCAGAGACACUUGGAACAAUCAUGCCGUCAACAAUAGAAGAAGGCGAAAAAUUUGGAAAUGGUGAUACAUGCUUCACUAACUGCCUGAGCCAGACCCGUGAAAGCAAGAAGAAAUCUAGUCCUAUUGUAAUUGAACAACUUGAACCUCUCAAUAUUACAUAAUAUUUAUGGUGAUCAUUUUUUUCAACGUAAUAUUUCCUUUUUGUACUCACAAUUACCACUGCAUGUUUCAUCUAGAAAUGAUGUUACUGC
Coccinella septempunctata (seven-spotted ladybird) is the source of this 1756-nucleotide messenger RNA. Its product is annotated as organic cation transporter protein-like. The record is from RefSeq and is a predicted model, not a curated record. Gene Ontology annotation, biological process: transmembrane transport. NCBI's taxonomy places the organism in Eukaryota, Metazoa, Arthropoda, Insecta, Coleoptera, Coccinellidae. Bases 17 to 1666 code for a protein of 549 amino acids. Gene Ontology annotation, cellular component: membrane. Gene Ontology annotation, molecular function: transmembrane transporter activity. The transcript is spliced from 4 exons.